Messenger RNA from Podarcis lilfordi (Lilford's wall lizard), 3027 nucleotides. NCBI's taxonomy places the organism in Eukaryota, Metazoa, Chordata, Lepidosauria, Squamata, Lacertidae. The record is from the annotation of a GenBank genome assembly.
AUAAGCCAUUGCCUCGAGGGAUACCAGGAGGCAUUUUUGGAAUCCUGGGCGUCGUUGCUGCUGCUGCCCUCAUUAUCAGCGUGGCUGUGACUGUCUUCAUUGUCUACAGGCGACAGCAAAAGGGCCGCUCUGACACCGACAAUGAUCUGUGAGUACCACACGCCCACCACAACCCCAUGAAGGAGGAGGAGGAGGAUCAACUUUGAAAUUGCAUGGGCCAAUAAAAGGAUAGGGCACCAAUUGUGGAAGAUGCUAUUGCAUUGGCAUUCCCUGUAUUGAGGAACCGUGUUAAGCACCUCUAAUAGUAGGAAAGAGCUGUCCGUGGUGCUGAUCUUCCAUGACACAGCUCAAGAGCAACCUGAGGCCCCCAUCAAUGGGAUGCAUUUAGAUCAGAUACAUCCAAUGGAAAUCUAGUGUAGAGGAUUCACUUUUGCACUCUCUGGACCGCACUUUCUGCCCAUUUAAUUUCAACUCUAAGAGGCAAAUAGCUUUAGCAAGUCCCUGUCCUGGGCUUGCAAGCCUUCAUCUCAUUGCUUCCCUUUUUAACGGGACCAUUUUCUUAGUACUGGUAAAGAAAAUAUUCUUUCUUCAGAGGGCAUUUGAACAUACCUCCCUCUCUCCUCUGCCUUGCCUGCUGCUUCUCAAAGCAUCCCUGGAGAUGAAUGGGGGUUCUAGGGAAAAUGUUAUUGUGCCAGGACAAUGCAUGGCCUGUCCAUUUUUGUAAAUGCAUCUCACUCCCCACUUGAGCCCAUUCCUGUAUGCCAGUUAUGCACCAAUGGCAUAUCAGCUUUGACUCACUCUGUACGUGGAGCCAGUUUUAUUGUGGAGACUCUGGGAUUGCUUAAUAAUAUUCUAAAUGGGGGAAACCUAUAUCAGCCACCACUGUGCUCAUUCCUUGAGAGAAGCUCUUUGCUGCUCUCCUCUGUUCAGAUCUGAAGUGAGAGGGAUCCAGUUCUAGCAUCCAAUGAAAUAUGGGCAUGUCUAACGGUGUCAAUUUGGGAGAGGCUGAUCCAAUGCAAGCAAAGAACUCAGCAGGAGGGGAGAAGAUGGUGGAUUUCUGCAGGGAUAUUUACAGAGACCUUUCACGAGCAUCAUAGGAGGUAUCGGUGAGCACACUGCCACCCAUAAGCACCACAUUAGUGACCCAGCUGUAAGAUGAAGGCUAGGUAAAGGUAAAGGAACCCCUGACCAUUAGGUCCAGUUGUGGCCGACUCUGGGGUUGCAGCGCUCAUCUCGCUUUAUUGGCCGAGGGAGCCAGCGUACAGCUUCCAGGUCAUGUGGCCAGCAUGACUAAGCCGCUUCUAGCGAACCAGAGCAGCACACAGAAACGUCGUUUACCUUCCCACCGAAGCAGUACCUAUUUAUCUACUUGCACUUUGACGUGCUUUCAGACUGCUAGGUUGGCAGGAGCAGGGACCGAGCAGCGGGAGCUCACCCCGUCGCGGGGAUUCGAACCGCCGACCUUCUGAUUGGCAAGUCCUAGGCUCUGUGGUUUAACCCACAGCGCCACCCGCGUCCCUAAGAUGAAGGCUGGAACCUCACAAAAUAGACUUUCUGGGAUGUUCCUGUGCCCUGCAUUGUGUCUAUGGCUGACCAUUUUUAGAGGUUCAAGAUGAAGGCUGGAACCUCACAAAAUAGGCUUUCUGGGAUGUUCCUGUGCCCUGCAUUGUGUCUAUGGCUGUCCAUUUCUCUUCCUGCAGGAUUGACCUUCCCCCCUCCCACAAACCUGCUCCCCCACCUCCCAAGCGGAAGCAGGAGAUGAAAAGCCACCUAACAGCAGAGGAUAUCCAGGUACCUUCCCCAGUUGCUGACCAUCCUCACCUGAAGCAGAAGGAAGCGUGGUUUCUCCAGCCACUUGUCAGAGUUGCUCUGCCCAUCCUAUCUGGGGAAGUUUUUUGGUGGGGAGUCAAUUUGGUAGGAUGGGUGUGAUGAGGUAGGAUGUGGUGAGGUAGCCAUUUCCAUAGUUCCUUUAAGGGAUACUGUAAUUCAGUUUGCAAAUUUGGCAAGCAAAAGAAAAUGGGAGGGAUGAAAUAGAAUUAAGGGGGAAAGGGAGUUGGGGAGAGAGGGACAGAAGAUAAUAGGCAAAUAAUACGGAUGGUCUACUGACAAUAUUUGUGAAGAGUUGCUAAUCUGCCCUCUUGAACUUUACUCGCCCCAACAACCACAGGUCGUGCACUUGGACAACAUGAAGGAGCCAGAGGAAGAGAUCCAGAAGUUGCCACCACAACCCCCCUACUAUGACAUGGCAGCCACCGAGCCAACCCCUCAUUCCGACAAGAUGGUAAGGAUGAGGACUACUGCCUGCCCACAAUCUGGACCUUUCCAUGGAUCAGGGAUGGGGAUCCUGCAUUCCUCCAGGCACAGCUGGACAACAACACCCUUGACCAUUGGUCAUACUGGUUGGGGCCGAUGGGAGUUGGAGUCUGACAACAUCUGGUGUGCAGUGUGGAAUGCUGCUUCAUAUAUCAGAGAUGGGGAACCGGAUGCUGGACUCCCAACUCCUAUAGUCCCUGACCAUUGACCAUGUUGGCUGGGGCUGAUGGGAGUCGGAGUCCAAAAGCAAUUGGAGGGGAACUGGUGCCCCUCUGUGGGAUGGGAAUUGCGAACCAUUUCAGGGCCUGGGUGGAUUGACAGGGUAUCAGCUUGGGAGAAAAUGGUGAUGGUACAAUAUGAAAGGAGAGCAGUAGCCCCUUUGGGAUGCUGGACUAUGCCGCGGGACCAGAUAAGAAAGGGGUAGGUAUUGGUCCAGAGUCAAUGGCUGCUGCUAUUUGCUGUUGGCUCUGGUUGCAUCCCUCUUGCAGGACUCAGACUGUUGAGGAGGCCAGCUUGAAAGCAACAAUGAUUCAGGGGGGCUGUGUGGAGGUCCCCAAGGGGGAGCUUUGCCUGUGGGGAAGCAUAGGGCUUCCCACUAGCCAGCAUGCCCGAGACUGGGAAGACGUCCACACAGAGCAUGGAGAGAGGGGGCGGGAGGGCUGGCGGAUGCCACGGCAGAUGGGUGAUCUGUCAGCGGAGCGUGCUGGUGCUUGA